Molecule: messenger RNA, 1434 nt
Organism: Nothobranchius furzeri (turquoise killifish)
Lineage: Eukaryota; Metazoa; Chordata; Actinopteri; Cyprinodontiformes; Nothobranchiidae
Gene: chchd6a
Product: coiled-coil-helix-coiled-coil-helix domain containing 6a
Cellular component (GO): mitochondrion; MICOS complex
Source: RefSeq, a predicted model, not a curated record
UUUAUAGCAAAUCUGGCAACCCGUUUCCCAUCUGUCACACAUUGUCAUUGAGGACGACAUAAACAGUAGUGCACUAGAUCCAUUUGCUGUUUAAAAAUAUAGCUUAUCACAAUAAAGAUGGGGUCCGGAGAAAGUACGACUAGAAAAGUAUCUUUCGGGGUUGAUGAUGAGGACAGAGUCAGGAUUCUUCGUGGCAUAAAGCUGUCAGAAGACGUUCUUCAGAGGAUGAGAGGAGUAGCCAACAUUGCUCCAAAUCGAUCAGCAUCUUCAACUCCGAGCCCCCAGAAUGAUAAAGGUUCUUCUCACGGUUCCAGCUCUGACUCUCAAGCAAAGCAGAGCCAACAACAACGAGCCAAACCAAGCAGCCAGUCCAGCAAACCAGCCUCCUUCACCAAGGAAGAACAGAGAAGAUCUGAGCACCAGCAGACAAUACUGAAGGACGAGUUGGCCAAGAUGGCACAACGAGAGCCGGAGGCAACGAGGGAGGAAGUGACCAAAGCCAUGAGCCGAGAAAGACAACGCACUCUCCAGGAAGCUGAGAAAGCCAAACAACUGACUCAGCAGCUACAGAAGAAAGAUUUGCAGCUGAAAGCACUGGAUGCCUUCUACAAGGAGCAGCUGGCACAGCUGGAGCAGAGGAAUUUGGAAAGAUACACGGAGAGCAAAGAACAAUUCCACCGAGCUGCAUCCGAGACAGAAGCAAACGUCAGGUCUCGCAACACAACUCCAGUGUGUUCUGGCCUCCAGGCUCAGAUUUUAUCCUGCUACAAGGACAACAAGGAGCAGACUCUAAGGUGCUCAGACCUGGCUAAGGAGUACAUGCAGUGUAUACAUGCUGCAAAGAAGAACCUGUUGGUCAACCAUGGAUGAAGAGGGGGGUGCAAUGGGAAAACCCUUGUGGGAUGAAGAUGUUUCUUUAGACAGUAAAAGUAGCGUGUGCUAUGUCCUUUUCUUGAAUACUGGGAGAGUUGGUUUGCUGUUAGCAUGCCUUGUUUUUUUUUAAUGACAUAAAUAACAUUAUGCAUAUAUCUGCAGUGUUUUGUUAAAGCUAUGUUUUGCGGGGAAGCUAUUUAAAAAAAGGUGCGAACAUCUGGUUCAUGCUCUGAGGCAUUGUUAUUCAGUCUCAUAAAUCUGAAACGUGGAGAUGCGUUCAAGGACGCUCAUCUCUCUGCCAAAUGUAAGACUCAGUUCACGUCCAAACCCCUGCUGCUUUUGAGGAAUAAAACGAAGGAAACAAAAUUGUGCUAAAAGAGUUGUACUGGAACCAUUUUUUUGAUUGCUUACUAAAAGAGAAACAAAACAAUUUCUAUUUAUUUUGAGUUUUAUAGUUUUGUAUUAUUUCACUUGCAUAAGAACAAGCUCAGGUAAUCCUGGCUGAGACUCUCAGUUGUCAAACCUGUGACUGUAUGAUUUUAAUAAACCAUUCAUAUUCAA